AGCCGAGCGGAGAACCGAGCAGACCACAACCCGAGAGAACGGAUCAGAAGAGCGCGGGCGAUGAGAUGAAGCGAACUCAGCAGAGGACAAGAGAAAGCUGUGUUCGUCUGGAGCCGCUCAGCGGGAAUCUCAUCCAUGUCCUGAAACACUGAUGUGCUCUGAGCGCCUGUUUUAUUGGAGUUUAUUAUCGAACACACCUGCGCGCAUCAACAGGUCAUCGGCCCUCAUGGCAUCCACGCUGCUCCCCGCUCCGCUCGGCCCGCUGCUGCUGCUGCUCCUGCUCUGCUCGACGUCGGGCUCGUCCCAGCGACCCCAGUGGCCCGUUCAGCGCGUGCCUGUGGUUUGGCCCCAGCAGAUCGAGGAACAGCCACCGCCUCACUUCCUGCGGCCCGCUCAGCUCCAGGUCACCUCUUCCUGCGGUCCGGAGUGCCACAAGCGAGCCCUGCCGCCCAGCUACUGGGACCUGCAGCAGUUCCUGUCCUACGAAACGCUGCACUCCAGCGGCCAGCUGACCGAGACGGUGGUGGGCAUUUACGGAUUCGACGCCAACGCCUUCUACGAGACGCCUGCCGGGCGCUCCAGAAGCAAACGGCAGAUCUUCGGCCACGACAGUCGCUUCAGUAUCGUCGGCCACGACUUCCUGUUGAACUACCCGUUCUCCGCUGCCGUCAAGCUGUCGACCGGCUGCUCCGGGACGUUGGUGGGCGAUCGGCACGUCCUCACGGCGGCGCACUGCGUUCACGACGGCAAGAACUACGUCAAAGGAGCCCAGAGGCUGAGAGUGGGCUUCCUGAAACCACAGCAUAAAGAGACGUCGGGCAGAAACGGCACAGGCGGCAGACCCGACAAGAUGAAGUUCCAGUGGAUCAGAGUGAAGCGCACGCACGUCCCGAAGGGCUGGAUCAAGGGCACCGCCAACGACAUCGGCAUGGAUUACGACUACGCCCUCCUGGAGCUCAAGAAGGCCCACAAACGAAGGCACAUGAAACUGGGCAUCAGCCCCGCGGCCAAGCAACUACCCGGCAAGCGGGUGCAGUUUUCCGGGUUCGACAACGACCGGCCAGGUCAGCUGGUGUACCGCUUCUGCGAGGCCGGGGACGAAACCUACGACCUCCUGUACCAGCGCUGCGACGCUCAACCGGGCGCCAGCGGCUCCGGCGUCUACGCCCGCAUGUGGAACCGCAGGAGUCGGCGCUGGGAGCGCAAAGUCAUCGGGGUCUUCUCUGGACACCAGUGGGUGGACCUCAGCGGGACGCCUCAGGAGUUCAACGUGGCCGUGCGCAUCACUCCGCUUAAAUUCGCCCAGAUCUGCUACUGGAUCAAGGGAAACUACGUGGACUGUAGACAAGGUUGAGUAGCAGCGGACCGCUUUGCUUUCUCUUCAUUAGCACAUAAGAUACUCUCUGUUAUUUCAUGCAGGAAAGUUGCACAGUCCAGAAAUAUGCAAAGACAUGCUGAAGCAUCAAUAACUAAUAAACCUUUGUUUUUUUAAUACUUCUUUAGCCAUACAAUACUUCUUGUGCAAAAGAACCGAAGUGUUUUGUUAAAUUGCCUUAAGUUAGGUCAGGGUCAAAGAAUCCUUCUUCACUGACAGCCGUUCAAACGUAGCAUUAUAAUGUAGUAGAUGUUUUUGGAGUUUGUAUUUUUCCGUCUGCUGUCUUUGAUUUUAUGUCUCACGGCGGUCGCCGGUGAAGGACUGAUGUGUCACCUUCUGUUCGUAACACUGAUGCGGCUGGCACAGAUUCUGUGAAGUGUUUGGUGUUUUCUCUAAUGUACUGAAGUGUGAGGUGCUUGCUUAUGUGGAAAUUGAGAA
Labeo rohita (rohu) is the source of this 1813-nucleotide messenger RNA. RefSeq names its product serine protease 23-like. The transcript has 2 exons. Gene Ontology annotation, molecular function: serine-type endopeptidase activity. The coding region runs from base 152 to 1354 and encodes 400 amino acids. Gene Ontology annotation, biological process: proteolysis. Lineage: Eukaryota; Metazoa; Chordata; Actinopteri; Cypriniformes; Cyprinidae. The record is from RefSeq and is a predicted model, not a curated record.